Messenger RNA from Monopterus albus (swamp eel), 786 nucleotides. RefSeq names its product solute carrier family 25 member 47-A-like. NCBI's taxonomy places the organism in Eukaryota, Metazoa, Chordata, Actinopteri, Synbranchiformes, Synbranchidae. Gene Ontology annotation, molecular function: transmembrane transporter activity. Gene Ontology annotation, biological process: transport. Gene Ontology annotation, cellular component: mitochondrion. The record is from RefSeq and is a predicted model, not a curated record.
AUGAAUAAGACAAUAUUCAGGGUACCUGCGCAUUAUCACCUCACUUUGGCUGUUUGCGUUGCAUCUCUUUUCACUGGUUUCUGUUCCCUCUUUCUCCAUUGGGUGCAUGGCUUCUUCAAAGGCGUGUUCUUACCCAUUACCUUGACUUUCUCUGGGAUGUUUGGCACAUACAGGAGCGGCCUGCAGUGUCUGAGCCGGACUGUUGCUGGCACUCUCGUUAUCUGCCUGCAACAGAUUUCAGUGAUGUCUCCAGGUGAAACGGUGAAAAUACAGUAUCAGCAGUGUCAGACACAGUCCAAGCAAGGACGGCCCAACAUGCUCAAACCCAAGGACCAUGGUCUGGUUAAUUGUUUGCUGGACAUUAUCAAACAGGAGGGGUUCAUGGGGCUCUACAGGGGAGCUUUCCCACUUAUGCUAAGAGAUGGGCUGUCGUUCACCACAUACUUUUUGACUUAUGCCAAUAUCUCUGAAUGGCUGCCAGAUAGCAUGUAUCUUAUUAAGUUCAGUGUCUUUUCAUUGUCUGGUUGGACUGUGGGAGCACCUAUGGAUGUGAUAAAAGCCCAUCUGCAGAUGGAUGGAACAUGGGAGAUAAAAGGAUAUAAGGGAUUUUUCCACUCCAUUACUGAGACAGUGAGGGUGGACAGAGCUGGGGUUUUCUUCUGAAGCUUAGUCAUCAACUGUCUGCUUACAUUUCCUGUUACCAUGGUUGUGCUUGCUACAUAUGAGGUUCCCAGCAGUUUCUUAAGACCAGGCAGUGUUGACCCACCUCACUUUGGUUUUGAAUAG